Helianthus annuus (common sunflower) is the source of this 1018-nucleotide messenger RNA. Its product is annotated as probable pectin methylesterase CGR2. Lineage: Eukaryota; Viridiplantae; Streptophyta; Magnoliopsida; Asterales; Asteraceae. Gene Ontology annotation, molecular function: methyltransferase activity. The transcript has 5 exons. The record is from RefSeq and is a predicted model, not a curated record. Bases 67 to 858 code for a protein of 263 amino acids. Gene Ontology annotation, biological process: pectin metabolic process.
CAAUUUGUGCUUUAUAUAUAUUUUUGAAUAUCAACUCCAAGCUUCAUACUUUAAACCGGUAGAGCCAUGUUAAGAAGGCCCGGGAAUCAAACAAUGCGAGUUACAGGCGAUGGAAGUUUAUCACCUGGACGGACUCUUCAUCCUAAAUCUGGCACGUCUCCUGGAUUAUUUGCUGCACUUGUACUACUAGGAACCUUCUUUUACAUUGGCUACUUUUGUAGUAGCUCAGGUAUCUUUAAAGACAAUAAAGAAGUUAGCAAGACUGAAGGUGACUUUGGUUGCACAUUUGAUGUACGAAGAGUAUUACCCGUUUUAAAGAGAACAUAUGGUGACAACAUGCGUAAAGUAUUGCACGUUGGACCUGACACUUGCUCGGUAGUUUCACAACUGAUGAAAGAGCCUGAAAUCGAAGCGUGGGGAGUGGAACCAUAUGACAUAGAAGAAGCAAAUACGCGUUGCAAAAAUCUUGUCCGUAGGGGCCUUGUACGCGUAGCAGAUAUCAAGUUUCCUUUACCAUAUAGAGCCAAGUCAUUUUCACUUGUAAUAGUUUCAGAUGCAGCUGAUUACCUAUCUCCCAAGUAUCUCAAUAAUACCAUUCAAGAUUUGGCAAGAACAACGGUUCAAAAUCUUGUUAUAUUCACCGGUAAUCCUAUUCAUUCGAACGCUAGAGUUGCGCGACAACCAAAAUUUGGACAUCCUGUAAAGGGUGAAAUGAGAAGCAAAACCUGGUGGGAAAGGUUCUUUGUUCAGACUAGUCUUGAAGAAAAUGAUGAUGCAACAAUGAAAUUCAAGCAGGCUGCUUUUGAGAUUUCAUACAAACCAAGAUGUCAAGUUUUCCACCUCAACUCGUAUCAUUGAUGAUGUUAAUGUAACUUAAUAGUUUUAGGAAACCCUUUUGUAAGAAUGUGAUUUAGGGGGCAUGCACGGUGAAAGAAUAUGUUGAAUCUUAAAACAUGCAGCCUGGGAGCAUGUUGGAAUCUCCUUAUCAAUGUGAGAUACAAAAAUAUUUAUUAACACA